Messenger RNA from Papaver somniferum (opium poppy), 1335 nucleotides. RefSeq names its product F-box protein At3g07870-like. Gene Ontology annotation, molecular function: protein binding. The record is from RefSeq and is a predicted model, not a curated record. The transcript has a single exon. Lineage: Eukaryota; Viridiplantae; Streptophyta; Magnoliopsida; Ranunculales; Papaveraceae. The coding region runs from base 1 to 1335 and encodes 444 amino acids.
AUGUCGCUCCGGGGAAUUUUUCGAAGGUUCCUCUCCAAAAAGAAGAAAAAACCAAACAUACCACCUGAUAACUCAGAAAUCAUGGAAAACAAGAAGAAAAAACCAUACAUACUACUUGUUAACUCAGAUAUCAUGGUAAACAUACUUUCUCGAGUACCAGCGGAGUCUGCAUUAGCUUGCAGACAAGUUUGUAGAGCAUGGAGAAAUCUCUUCACGUUAGAUGAUAAAUACUUCAGUGAUAUGCAUCUUAGGCGAUUACUAAUGCAGCAAAAACAGACAUGUAAUAGAUUGAGUUUUAUUUUCCUGGAUGUGUUUUAUUCUCUUUACUACGUAGAUUUUGAUGAGAAAUCUCGCAAGAAACUGACAAGGAUCAACUUUUCCCUUCCGACUGAAACUAAGAGAUUGGUUGGUUCAUGCAACGGUUUGGUUUGCUUCGGCAUACCAACAAAAGCCAUAAUUCCAUCAUGUGUUGAUCCUGUCUAUAUUUGCAAUCUAGUUACAAGAGAAUGUUUGGAACUUCCAAAGUUUCUCACUGAGGAUGAAGAUAUUAAAGUUUAUAAAAUAUUAUCCGGAUUUGGCUACGUUCCUUCAAGCAACGAGUACAAAGUUGUUAGAAUCAUAGAGUACUAUGAUGGUAAUGAGCGGUUGAAUUGUAAGCUACAAGUAUAUACUCUUGGUGCUGGCAGUGGCUGGAGAGAUAAAGGACAAUUCGAUCAUCCACUUAUAAUAGCGUUAAGGAAUGUGUUUGUCAAUGGAGCUCUUCACUGGCUGGAUUGGAGAGGGAAAAUUGUGGCUUUCGGUUUGGCAGAGGAGGAGUUCCACGUACUCGCAACACCACCGUGCUUACAUGGUUCAUCAUUUGGAGCAAUUCACAGAAAGUUUGAACUUCAAGUACUGGGAGAGUCGCUGUGUCUGUUUCAUCAAAAAAGAGGUAGGCAUGCAGAUAUAUGGGUAUUAGCCAAAAAUACUAGUUACGCUAAGAAUGAACAACAUUACGAGCCCUGGAGUUGGCAUAGACGGUAUACUCUUCCGCUUAACUUCACUUUGUGGCAUAAAUGGUGGCAUGGAAGGAGAGGUUAUCCUUUUGCUGUUACUCAACGGGGUGAAGUUCUGAUUGCCACUUAUAAUAAUGAAAAAGAUAUUGUUGCCAGUUCAUAUGAUCCAAAAACUACAACCUUAAAAAAGAUUGAGAAUCUAAAGUAUACAAUUGUCCCGGAUCUUAACACAGAAUCACACGUUAACAGUUUUGUUUCAUUGAAAGCAUUAGAAGAAGAAAAUGUGGCAAAUGCUCAGAAGAAAGCAUUUACCAUACCAACUGCUGCAGCCAGUGUGUAG